Brassicogethes aeneus is the source of this 957-nucleotide messenger RNA. The record is from the annotation of a GenBank genome assembly. NCBI's taxonomy places the organism in Eukaryota, Metazoa, Arthropoda, Insecta, Coleoptera, Nitidulidae.
AUGUCGGGCGGAAAGGUUGUUUUAGUAACUGGUGGUUCAGGGUUAGUUGGAAAAGCUAUAGAAACCGUUGUUUUGUCGGAAAAAAGAACGGAUGAAAAUUGGAUUUUUUUAAGCAGUAAGGAUGCUGACUUAUGCGACUACAACGCAACGAAAAAGUUGUUUGAAAAACAUCAUCCAACACAUGUUAUACAUCUGGCUGCCAUGGUUGGGGGUUUGUUCCAUAACAUGUCCCAUAAUUUGGAUUUUAUGAGAAAAAAUUUACAUAUGAAUGAUAAUGUCCUACAAAUAAGCUAUGAAAUGGGGGUUAAAAAAGUUGUAUCAUGUUUAUCUACUUGCAUAUUUCCUGAUAAAACUGAAUAUCCCAUUGAUGAGACAAUGAUACACAAUGGUCCACCACACCCUUCAAAUUUCGGUUACAGCUACGCAAAAAGAAUGAUUGACGUUAUGAAUAAAGCAUAUCACGAGCAACACAAUUGUUUAUUUACUUCAGUUGUACCCUGUAAUGUUUUCGGCCCACAUGAUAACUUUAAUUUAGAGUCGAGUCAUGUAAUCCCAGGUUUAAUAAGAAAGUUGAAUGAUAUAAUACAAAAAGGGGGCAAUACUUUUACUGUUAUGGGUACAGGGAAACCCCUAAGACAGUUUAUAUAUUCACUGGAUUUGGCAAGGCUUUUCCUAUGGGUUUUACGGGACUAUGACAGUGUUGAACCCAUAAUUUUAUCAGUGGAUGAAUCCGCCGAGGUCAGUAUUAAAGAAAUGUCGCAAGAACUGGUAAAAGCAUUUGAUUUUAAAGGCGAAAUAGUUUUUGAUACGACAAAAGCUGAUGGGCAGUUUAAAAAAACCGCCAGCAAUGAAAAAUUACGAAAAUUUUUGCCGGAUUUUAAAUUUACACCCUUUCCAACGGCUAUCAAAGAAACUGUGGACUGGUACAGGAAAAAUCAAAGUAUUGCCAGAAAUUAA